Messenger RNA from Oncorhynchus nerka (sockeye salmon), 7497 nucleotides. RefSeq lists its product as uncharacterized. The record is from RefSeq and is a predicted model, not a curated record. The coding region runs from base 1965 to 2873 and encodes 302 amino acids. The transcript has 3 exons. Lineage: Eukaryota; Metazoa; Chordata; Actinopteri; Salmoniformes; Salmonidae.
AAGAGGCGAGGCGAGAGCGCCUACUCGGCCAAAAAUCUGUAUGAUACAAGCAGGUGACGUUGUUUCGUUUCUAUCGCUUAUUUCACCUCUAUGGCCUAUUUAUUGCCUUUACCUCCCUUAUCUUACCUAAUUUGCACACACUGUAUAUAGACUUGUUUUUCUAUUGUGUUAUUGACUGUAUGUUUGUUUAUUCCGUGUUGUUGUUUGUGUCGCACUGCUUUGCUUUAUCUUGGCCAGGUCGCAGUUGUAAAUGAGAACUUGUUCUCAACUGACCUACCUGGUUAAAUAAAGGUGAAAUACAUGUUUUUUCUCUCGAGGUGGCUAUGCAUGAAGCUAGCAGCAUAUCUCUUUCCAUUGAAUAAAGGCGGUUGACAUCAACAACACUCAACGAAUAUUCAAAAAUGGUAAAACAUCAUGAGAUGUAUCCACCAAAUAAAAAAGAGGAUAGGCAGAAGCUAGACAACCAGCUAUACUUAUUAACCUGUUCCGUUUUGUGGACAACGACUUCAUUGUUAGGGUAGAGACAAGUAAUUGCGCCCCGAACACUUAAAAGACACACCCUAUACCCUCAAAUUAAGUGGACACUUCUGAUGACGUGUUUUAUUUCUACAAUUUCCAAAAGAUAACCAAACAAAAACUUAUUUACUUUUUAUUUGACUUGUUUGUGCAUUAGUAGCACAAUUUCUAACUUAUUUGCAUUUGUUUUUACUUACACGUGUAUGUUGACUUCUCCAUUGAUGUUGUUUUUGAGUUCUCUGACUUUUCUUAGCGGACGUACAAUCGUCGUGAAUUGAAUUGGGGAGUUUCAGGCCCCGGAGUGAACAUAAUUAUACACUCGCAAAGCCGACUAAAAACGAGGGCUAAGGUGCUUACGUUGCAAAUCCUCCCUUUCUUUGGACCGCCACACUAAAGCAACUGGGAUUCCCCCAAGGGCACAAGGCGAGGGUAAGUGGACGAGGGUGCGUCCUUUAAGCGUUUGGACCGUAAACCCUUGUCAUUCUAUACAUAAUCUUUGCCUUAACUAACUUUGCUGCCUGACAUGAUUUGGUCAUAGGGGGAAACGUUUACCUGUUGUAAUAUAGAGCAGGCUCAACUUGCCCAGCAGACAUAAAUUGUCCAACUUGCACUUAAACCAGGGUUUCCCAAACUUAGUCCUGGGCCCCCCAUUGGGUGCAUAUUUGGGUUUUUUGGGAGAGGGGCACGGGACCAUGUUUGGGAACCCUGUGUCACGUUCUGACCAUAGUUUUUGUGUGUUUUCCUUGUUUUAGUGUUGGUCCCUGGGUAGGCAUUCUAUGUUAUGUGUCUAGUUUGUCUAUUUCUAUGUUUGGCCUGAUAUGGUUCUCAAUCAGAGGCAGUUGUUAGUCAUAGCCUCUGAUUGGGAACCAUAUUUAGGUAGCCUGUUUUGUGUUGGGAUUUGUGGGUGAUUGUUUCCUGUGUCAGUGUUUGUGCCACAUGGGACUGUUUCGGGUUUUCACUUUGUUAUUUUGUUUGUGUUCAUGGUCAGUUUUUCUCAUUAAAAACCAUGGACACUUACCACGCUGCAUUUUGGUCCGAUCCUUGCUGCACCUCUUCAGAGGAAAAGGAGGAAAUCUGCCGUGACAGAAUCACCCACCACAACAGGACCAAGCGGCGUGGUGACAGGCAGCGGCAGCAGGAGCAGCGCAAGGAGGAAUGGACAUGGGAAGACGUUUUGGACGGCAAGGGUUGCUACACAUGGGAGGAGAUCCUGGCGGGUAAGGAAGCCUUAGAGUCAGCCCCAAAAAUGUCUUGGGGGGUCACACAGGAAGUAUGGCGAAGCCAGGUAGGAGACCUGCGCCAACUUCCUGUGCUUACCGGAGAGCGAGAGAGACCGGGCAGGCACCGUGUUAUGCUGUGGAGCGCACGGUGUCCCCUGUGCGGGUGCAUAGCCCGGUGCGGUACAUCCUCGUAUCGGCCGGGCUAGAGUGGGCAUCGAGCCAAGUGCCAUGAAGCCGGCUCUACGCAUCUGGUCUCCAGUGCGUCUCCUUGGGCCGGCGUACAUGGCACCAGCCUUACGCAUGGUGUCCCCGGUUCGCCUGCAGAACCCAGUGCGGGCUAUUCCACCUCGCCGCACUGGCAGGGCGACCGGGAGCAUUCAACCGACCGGGAGCAUUGGGCAGGCUCGGUCCUCAAGAGCUCCAGUGCGCCUGCAUGGUCCGGUCUAUCCAGUGCCACCUCCACGCACCAGCCCUCCGGUGACAGCUCCCCGUACCAGGCUUCCUGUGCGUGUCCAGAGCCCAGUACUCCCUGUUCCUCCUCCCCGCACUCGCCCUGAGGUGCGUGUUCUCGGCCCAGUACCACGCACCAGGCCUAGAGUGCGCCUCGCCUGUCCAGAGCUGCUAGAGUCUCCCGCCUGUCCAGAGCUGCUAGAGUCUCCCGCCUGUCCAGAGCUGCUAGAGUCUCCCGCCUGUCCAGAGCUGCUAGAGUCUCCCGCCUGUCCAGAGCUGCUAGAGUCUCCCGCCUGUCCAGAGCUGCUAGAGUCUCCCGCCUGUCCAGAGCUGCUAGAGUCUCCCGCCUGUCCAGAGCUGCUAGAGUCUCCCGCCUGUCCAGUCUGCAAGGAGCCACCAGUCUGCAAGCAGCCGCCAGAGCCGCCAGUCUGCAAGGAGCCGCCAGUCUGCCAGGAUCCGCCAGAGCCGCCAGUCAGCCAGGAUCCGCCAGUCAGCCAGGAUCCGCCAGAGCCGCCAGUCAGCCAGGAUCCGCCAGAGCCACCAUUCAGCCAGGAUCCACCAGAGCCGCCAGUCAGCCUGGAUCCGCCAGAGUCGUCAACCAGCCUGAGCUACCUCUCAGUCCUGAGCUACCUCUCAGUCCUAGGGUACCCCUCGGUCCGGGGGGUUGGGGGUACUGUCACAUUCUGACCAUAGUUUUUGUGUGUUUUCCUUCUUUUAGUGUUGGUCAGGAUGUGAGCUGGGUGGGCAUUCUAUGUUGUGUGUCUAGUUUGUCUAUUUCUAUGUUUGGCCUGAUAUGGUUCUCAAUCAGAGGCAGGUGUUAGUCAUAGUCUCUGAUUGGGAACCAUAUUUAGGUAGCCUGUUUUGUGUUGGGAUUUGUGGGUGAUUGUUUCCUGUGUCAGUGCCACAUGGGACUGUUUCGGGUUUUCACUUUGUUAUUUUGUUUUUCUCAUUAAAAACCAUGGACACUUACCACGCUGCAUUUUGGUCCGAUCCUUGCUACACCUCUUCAGAGGAAGAGAAGGAAAUCUGCCGUGACACCCUGACUUAAACAAUGGGGGAUGAAGCAGAAAGAACAGUUUUAGGCUAUGCCUAUUGGAAUUCCUUACGGUUUUGUUGUUUUCAGUAAAACAUUUUUAGCUGGGGAAACUUUAAAGCAGACUCAACUUGCCUGAAAGCUCAGUUCACUUGCUCCAGGCAAUAGAGCAACCCUUAAGGUCCCUGCUACAACUAGGUUGUAGAGUUUUUGUAGUUUUACCUGGUUACCAUCAGGAGAGAAAAAAAAUGUCCCCACCCCUCUGGGACCUGUGGUGCCACCUCUGAAGAUGACAUGUAGGCUAUAUAUCCAGCUCUUAUACUAAAGCACUGACAUUGUUCUCAAUACUGUAAUUUAUAAUCCUUUUGAAUGGUUAACAAUUUCAAUUAGAUUCUUAUGAUUCACUCACUCUAAAGGUGACUUAACCAUUAUAUUUUAAUAACAUGGACAUAAUCAUGUACAUAAUCUACAUAAUCUACUUAAAUCAAAUCAACAGUUUACAGUUAUCAAAGUACUAAAACAUUUCUGAUCAUUCUCACAAGGCAUCCCUACAUCUUUAACAUUACAAAACAUUUAAUCCAAACUCGCAAUAGGAAAAGUGUCCGAAUGAAGCACUAGUCAACAGUGUUAGAGGUAUUCAGCCGUGUGUGGUUGUUUCGCUCCAGUUAAAGGGGCAAUCCUUAGUUUUGGUAAAAAGCUGAGGGAUGGGGCUGGAGAAAUGUAACCACUCAAAAUUAUAGACAGCGCUAUGGAUGCAAGGACUGACCAUGCAUGAUAUCAAAAUUAUAGUCAUAACCAUGUUUUAAAUGUUUGUUUACAUUUACUUUGUUUACAAACAUUGUAGUAAAACAAGCUUAUAUUUGGAGUUCUGAUGGGGUACGACAGUUGAACUAAAACUCAUGCAGCAUUUAGAAGUUAUCUUCUUCAAUGGUUACAUAUAAUACAUUUAUAAGUCCAAAAAUGGAUAUAGCAACUGCAGAUUGCCCCUUUUAUGACUACAUCUAUGCAUAUGUAUCCAAUUGAUUGAAUUGGAAUUGUUGAUUGUUAAUAUGUCUGGUCUUUCUUUUCAUCAAAGAGUUCUGUCUCUGCCCAGCUGGGAGGCUGGCUUGCAUCAAGCACUCUCCUUGGGCAGCCCGUCAGAUCCAAGCAGAUGCUCACUAGGGUCCUCCACCACGCGAGGUCCAGGUCCAGCCUUAUACACAAAUCAGAAAUAAUCCCUCAGACAAACCAACUUAAUAUCACAUCAAAAUGUAGCAGAUCCAAACAUAAUGUGUGUGUUUAUAGGAUCUGCAUUCCUGGUGAUUUCCCGUAAGCUGGUUGGAGAGAGCAUCAAGCUCGCUCCCCAAAACCCUCCACUACGCCAACCCGCAGAGAUGCACAGGAAACGGGAAAAGGACCCGGAGGGUGCUGCCUAUGUGUGUGUGUACCUUAGUGCUGAUUAUAUAGCAGAUUCCCUUCACCAUGGGCUCCAUAGCAAUGGCCUGCUUCAGCUCCUCAGAUAGUGUUCUUGGGGCAACCGGAAGACCCUGUAGAAACCUGACGUGGGACAGGUAAAGUCACAGGAGGGAGUGUUGUCUGACUGUCUGAGUGUGUGUUUGUGAGAAACUCACUGUCCUCCAUUGGUCUCUGGUGGGAAGAAGUGUUUGACCACCUGGACAAACUCUUCCACAUUCUGCUGAAGAGUGUAGAUCACUGCAUUGGGACCUGCAUCAAAUGUGUAUGCCACCUGGUGGAGAAGAGAAAACAUCGGUCACUGCUUAUACUCAUGAAAAGAACUCUGAACCAAAGUUAUAGCUUUGUUACAGCAGUGUUAUAACAGUGUCAGAAGAAGGAGGGAUGUGAUGCUGCACUAGUCCUCUGAGACUCAUGAAGAAGUACUAGGUCAUAGACACGGUAAAGAGGUCAAUAGAACGCAGAAGGAUGGCGGAUUGGUGCACAUUCAACAAACUGAUCUAACAAAAGUGGAUAUUUGUCAAAUCCGUCACAAUGUGUUUACAAAGUCCGAUUUGGAUAUACUUGGCUGUUUUCAAUGCAUAACAUUUAGAAGUAGUCUCUUUUCAGGUUCAGAAGAAGUGACUGCUAAAUGCUAACUCCCGUUCGUAUAAGCUGGUAGCAUAGAGAAAUCAGUGGUGGUAGUCAGUCUUUUUCUAACUGUAAUGCAGUUGAUUGGUGACGAUGACAUGAACAUGUAUUGUUGACAUCAAUACAAGCAUUAUACUCCGAUUUUUACCACAAUAUAGUGUGAAAUACACAUAAACAAUAGCCUAAAUGUAGGCUAAUUCCACUUAGGGGAAAUAAGGAGGAUUCUGGAUCUUUCCAUGGCGUUUCCAUUGUUUUGGUCAAGUUCCAUUGACUUCUUUACCACAUCUAUACUUGGGCUUGUUAACACAUUUUCUGUUCUUCUUGAACUGUAGAAAUACUACCAGUUUCACAUCCCUAUUUCAUAAUCUCUGAAUAUCAACAAUUACUGCACCUUGUUCUGCUUCUUAGCUUAGACCCCUUGUAGAACUGUCAAUGUUCCAUAUGACUAGCACAUUUCCAUGACUAAAAGAAAGAACUAACUCCCUGAUGGUGCUCACCUUUGUUUCCCUGUAGUGACGGUUAUAGCGGUGCACAAGGUUGAUAACACGGCGCGACACGUCGUUGAGGUAGAAGAUGGGUGGGUAGGUGUCCAGGCAAGUGGCAUGGAACUGAUUGCUGUCCUUCAUGGUCAGUUCAGCGAAUGCAGUAAAGUCCCUCUUAUGUACAGCCUCAAUCAUCUCCUUCAUCCUGGCUGGAACCACAGAGUCUGCCCGGUGCUGAGGGGGAGAGCGCAAAGGUUAAGGGUAAAUUGGGUGAGCUAUUUACCGAUGGACUAUGUACAGCUGCAGCGAUGCACUCACACCUGCCUGCUGCCAUUCCUGAGCAAGCGUUGUACUGGUGGUGCCCCGAUCCAGCAGCUGAAUCAACAUUAGGAGACUUGCUGGACUUUCUUGGGCACCCUGAAGCCUUCUUCACAACAAUUGAACCGCUCUCCUUGAAGGUAACCAUGGUUGACAGAGGAAGAACAAUGAUUCCAAGCACCACCCUCCUUUUGAAGCUUCCAGUCUGUUAUUCAAACUCAAUCAGCAUGACAGAGUGAUCUCCAGCAUUGUCCUCGUCAACACUCACACCUGUGUUAAGGAGAGAAUCACUGACAUGAUGUCAGCUGGUCCUUUUGUGGCAGGGCUGAAAUGCAGUGGAAAUGUUUUUGGGGGAUUCAGUUCAUUUGCAUGGCAAAGAGGGACUUUGCAAUUCAUCUGAUCACUCUUCAUAACAUUCUGGAGUAUAUGCAAAUUGCCAUCGUACAAACUGAGGCAGCAGACUUUGUGAAAAUUAAUAUUUGUGUCAUUCAUAAAACUUUUGGCCACGACUGUACAGUGAUUGGAUAUGAAUAGUGUGGGGUAUUUUUACCAUAUGCUGUAUAUUAUCAGCUCUCGUGUUGUAUUCUUCUUGUACCGUCUGUGAAAUGAUCUUAUAUGAAAUUAUGGUUACAAGGGAAGGAAAAACAGCCUGUGUAGUAUAGUAAUCUAGCGUAUCUUUAUAACAGGAACACUUAUUUUAUGAUGAAGAAGAAUGACUCCUUGUCUGCUUUAUCAAUGCUGGCAUUGAUUUAUUGGAGUGAACACUGAACAUGAAACCAAAUCUCCCAUUAACCUAUCUCCAAAUAUUCAGUUACAUCUUGCUUGUAAGAACAUUAAUGUACUCAGAUAUGUAGUAUUACCUGUGGCAGGUGUACAAUAGAAGCAACCAUUCAUAUAUCUGUGGUCUCACCAGACACCUGUACAAUAAGAGUGAAGCAGGAAGUACUUCAAGUGCUGUCUUAGACUAACAACUGAGAUCAUUUAACAAAUCCUGCUACAAAUACAUCUCAGCCUCUUAAAGCACAUACAUUUCAGAAAAGAGCCUUUGAACCUAAUGAGUCAAACCAACUAUGUCAAGCCUAUACAUUUCAAUGUAAUGCAACGUAUAGCCUAAUACACGACCUAGGAGGCCUUGUAAAGAAUAUUGACUACAUUUGAAUACAAACUAUAUUUGAGACUUUUUUUCUUUACAACAUUGCUCUUAUGUGAUUAUACUUGCAUUUUUUUUUGAAUGAAAGCAAAUAUAGUGCAAACCCAUAUGACCAAUCAAUGAGUCUUCAAGCACUCAGCUCAAAGACAAAAUAUCAUCAUGAUAAAACUGUGUUGAUUAUUUGUGGAAUAAUCAUUCAAAUGUAAGGCUUUUUUAUUUUUUAAAUGUAAAACUGUUGAAGAUACA